Lachancea nothofagi CBS 11611 is the source of this 1851-nucleotide messenger RNA. NCBI's taxonomy places the organism in Eukaryota, Fungi, Ascomycota, Saccharomycetes, Saccharomycetales, Saccharomycetaceae. The record is from the annotation of a GenBank genome assembly.
AUGGCCUCUUCACUGUCUUCCGAUGCGGGAAGUAUUCAAUCGGACAUGCAAACUUACGCUCCAAAAGAAAAAAUAGCUGAAGACAGGGAGGACUCCGGUACGUUUUUGAACAAAAUCACCUCUGUGCGCUCUAAAUCUUCAACAGGCAGGAAUUCUGACGGCGAAGAACUCCGGAAAGUCAUCACGCAGAACAGCAGUAAGAUCGACAAAGUUCUCGCCCGUUAUGAGUCCAAUACACAUGGUAUUGGUCCCGUGGAACCCGCUCUAGAUCUCGAAAGAGAAGAGACUCACCCAGGACCAGCAUCCACUAUCCACCCAGAGGACAAGUGGAAGUACCCCGUAGAUCAAGAGACCGGACUCAGAAUUGUAGAGUUUAUCGACGAUGAUCAUGAAGACCCCAGAAACUGGCCAAAGCGUCAAAAAUGGAAUUACACUAUUCUGCUAGGAGUUGUCUGCUUCGACGUCGCGAUGAUGUCUGCGAUCAUCACGGGUGAUCUUGAUGGCCCGGCUGAUUAUUUUCACGUCUCUACAGAGGUGAUGUGUCUCUGUGUAUCACUCAUGGUCUGGGGCUUUGGUAUAGGACCUCUGCUGUUUGCGCCAUUGUCAGAGGAGUUUGGUAGAAACCCUGUCUAUCUGGUGACCUUAUUCAUUGCUGUAGUUUUCAUUGUCCCAUGUGGUGCGGCCAAAAACAUCGGAACUCUCUUAGCUUUCAGAUUUCUCGAUGGCUUGGCAUUUAGCGCUCCAAUGUGUCUGAUCGGUGGCUCCUUGAGUGAUAUGUGGAGAAAUAACGAGCGUGGUGUAGCCAUGUCAUUGUUUUCAGCGGCUCCAUUUAUUGGUCCGGUGAUGGGCCCAAUUGUUGGAUCUCUGUUAUCUGUCAAAUGUUCCUGGAGAUGGGUCUACUGGUUCAUGCUGAUCUUUAGUGGGUGUAUUUACACAGUAGUGGCAGUCUUCAUGCCGGAGACUCAUCACCAAACAAUCCUAAAAAAAAGAGCCAAGAAAUUGCGCAAACUCACCGGAGACUCUACUUACCUAGCAAUUUGCGAGAUCAAAAUUAGAUCUCUCAAGGAAAUUACCCAAGAAACGCUCUUAAGGCCUGUCAUUCUAUUAUCAGAGCUAAUUGUUUUCCUGAUUACGAUGUACAUGUCCGUUAUUUAUGGGCUACUAUACAUGUUCUUUUUCGCUUUCCCCAUGGUUUAUACUGAGGGCAAACACUUUGGUGCUAUCAAGACGAGCAUAAUGUUCAUCCCUGUUGGCGCUGGUGUUAUUUUUGCUACAGCAAUAUCUCCACUUUUGAAUAGAGAUUACAUCAAAAGAGCUCAACCAUAUUGGGAUAGGGGAGAAAUGCCACCAGCCGAAUUAAGACUGAUUCCGAUGAUGAUUGGCUGCUGGUUUGUGCCCAUUGGACUGUUUGCGUAUGCAUGGUCCUCUUUCCCCCACGUUUCGUGGGCAGGUCCUUGCUUCAGUGGCUUUGCAUGUGGUUUUGGGUUUCUCAUGCUUUACAAUCCCGCAAAUAAUUACAUUGUUGACUCAUAUCAACAUUAUGCCGCCUCCGGUCUUGCCGCCAAGACUUUUGUGAGGUCAAUUUGGGGCGGUGUUGUUCCCCUCUUCACCAUACAGAUGUAUCACAGACUAGGACUAGAAUGGGCCAGCAGUUUAAUGGCAUUUAUUGCACUAGCAUGCUGCGUGAUUCCUUAUCUUUUCUAUUUCUUGGGCGCCAAGAUAAGACUAAGAUCCAAAUAUGCCUACUCUCCUGCUUUGAACACAGGCAAAAAUGAUAUAGAAUUGCAGCCUACAGAAAAGGGGAUUAUAGAGAAUUCAUCUGUUUCCGAUAAGUCAGCAGUGAAAGCGUAG